Botrytis fragariae is the source of this 222-nucleotide messenger RNA. RefSeq lists its product as uncharacterized. The record is from RefSeq and is a predicted model, not a curated record. Bases 1 to 222 code for a protein of 73 amino acids. NCBI's taxonomy places the organism in Eukaryota, Fungi, Ascomycota, Leotiomycetes, Helotiales, Sclerotiniaceae. The transcript has 2 exons.
AUGCUGAAUGAUUUGGUGAAGUCGGUGAGGCCGACAGGAAGUGGUACCGCGAUAAAACGCAGCAUGACCUCUAGGUAUCCAGUGAUCGAAUACGUGCAUCGUUGGUCGAUAAAAUAUACAGAAACUGCGUGCACAGAACGACAGAUGUUAAGUCCAGGUCUUUGGGGUUUACUUCGAGUAGGGCUGUGGACGAAAGCUUCACCAAGUCACUUUGCUGACUAA